UUCAAUUCAAGAUGGCUACCAGUAAGUUGGAUCAAUUUCUGGAAAAUGUUGACGACAAGGUCUUGGAGUGUACCAUCUGCUUUAAGAGACUUCAAAAUCCAAAAUCUCUCAACUGCCUCCAUAGUUUCUGUUUGGCAUGCCUGGAAGAUUGGGUUAAGACUAAGGGUCAGCUAUCUUGCCCAACUUGCUCAAAAUUAUAUCCAAUUCCGGAGGGUGGGCUUCAGAAGCUUCCACCAAAUACCUUUCUAAAUAAUUUAUUAGAAACUAUCGAACAAUUUUCAGAGAGAGAUCAGAUGAAAUGUAGUGUUUGUGAAAAGGAUGAACAGGUAAAAUACUACUGCCAGGAUUGCAGACAGUACUUGUGCUCUACUUGUAGUGAUCAACAUAAAAAGUUCAAAGCCAUGGUAAAUCACAAGUUACAUUUAAUGGAGGAUGUGGAAUCAAUGAGUCCCUCUGAGAUGACUUUGUUACAUCCGCCUCAGUGUUCACAUCACA
Molecule: messenger RNA, 495 nt
Organism: Anneissia japonica
Lineage: Eukaryota; Metazoa; Echinodermata; Crinoidea; Comatulida; Comatulidae
Product: tripartite motif-containing protein 2-like
Exons: 1
Biological process (GO): positive regulation of DNA-templated transcription
Cellular component (GO): chromatin; nucleoplasm
Molecular function (GO): ubiquitin-protein transferase activity; zinc ion binding
Source: RefSeq, a predicted model, not a curated record